Molecule: messenger RNA, 1140 nt
Organism: Onthophagus taurus
Lineage: Eukaryota; Metazoa; Arthropoda; Insecta; Coleoptera; Scarabaeidae
Gene: Aos1
Product: SUMO1 activating enzyme subunit 1
Biological process (GO): protein sumoylation
Cellular component (GO): cytoplasm; SUMO activating enzyme complex
Molecular function (GO): SUMO activating enzyme activity
Source: RefSeq, a predicted model, not a curated record
GAUAACGUAGAGACCUACACAUAAGAAAUAAGCGUCUUUCUAUAACCUAAAACCGGUAACACUUAAAUUAAGUUUAAAAAUCGUCUUUAAACAACAAAUAAUGGGUGAAAAACAAUUAUCUUCCGUUGAAACUGAGUUAUACGAUCGUCAAAUUCGUUUAUGGGGAAUUGAAUCUCAAGAGAAAUUGCGAGCCGCUAAUGUUCUUUUACUUGGAGUGAAAGGUUUAGGAUCGGAAGUUACUAAAAAUAUAGUUCUUUCCGGAAUAAAUGCGCUUACAAUAGCCGAUGACGAACUUGUAACUGAACAUGAUUUAGCCGUAAAUUUUCUCUUAACACCAGAUUGUCUUGGGAAAAAGUUAUCAGAAUCAAUCUUAUUAAAGGCGCAAGCUCUUAAUCCGCUUGUAAAAUUAUCCGUUGAAAGUAACAUUAACGAUAAAAAAGAGGAUUAUUUUAAAAACUUUCAAAUUGUUGUUGCUACGGGUUUACAAAUGAAACAGAUUUUAACGAUUUCCGAAUGGUGUAGAAAAAAUAAGGUUAAAUUUAUUUGUGGAGAUGUUUUUGGAAUGUUUGGUUGUACAAUUUCUGAUUUACAAGACCAUGAUUAUUACGAGGAUCGCGUAAAAUUACCUAAAAAGAGAGCACACAGUGGUAAAUCUGUUGAUGCCGAGAUGACAACCGUGAAAAUACACGCGCUCAUUAAAUACCCCAGUUUGAAAAGGGUGUUGAAAUACCCCGAAGAUGGGAAACCAAAAAAAUGUCGAAAUAUUUACUUUUAUUUAAUGCUAGCUUUACUUGAAUUUAGGGAUAAGUUCAAUAGAAAUGUUUCCCGCUCAAAACAAGAUGAAGAUGUAAAUGAGUUGAAAAAAAUGUUUGAGUCCUUAGCAAAAAAAUAUGAAAUAGAUUCUAAUAAGUUGGAUGAAAAUGUUUUCGAGUUGCUUUUUGGCGAAGUGGUUCCCAUUUGUUCUGUUGUUGGGGGAGUUAUUGCCCAAGAAGUAAUUAAAGCCGUUUCAGGGAAAGAAGUUCCAAUUAAUAACGUUUUUAUUUUGAAUCCAUUAAAUUAUUCUGGUAAAGAAGAAACUAUUUGUAAUUAAAUAAGAAUUAUGUCUUAAUUAAACAUUUUCUAAUAAAAAUAUGUCAAUAA